UUAUUUAGAAAAGAAUGGGUUUCCAAACCCUGGUUUUUACAGCUUUCAUGUAACCCUGGCUGUCCUGGAAUUAGCUCUGUUGACCAGCUAGUCUGGAAACCACAGAGCACUGCCUGCUUGUGUGUUGGGAUUGGAAGCAGGCGCCACUACUCCCAGAGAAAGUGAGGAUGUGUAUUCUCUGCUCGUGGACUCGUGGAUGUGUGGGUGCCCGGGGAUGCUAGAAGCCGUAGGAUCCUCUGUAGCUGGGUUACAGACCUCUGUGAGCCAUUGAUGGGAGUGCCGGGACGGAAACUCCAGCCUUCUGUAAGAGCAGUGGGCACUUCUUUACCCCUCAGCCAUCCCUCCAGACUCCAGACACUGCCCUACAUUUUUAAUAUGUUUGCUUUAAUGUGUUUGGUUUUUGGUUUUGGUUUUUUUUUUGGUUUUGAUUUUUUUUUUUUUUUUUUUUGAGACAGAGACUCAUAGUUACUGUCCAUUCAUUGUGAAGAGACACCGUCUGACCAAGGCAGUGCCUGUAGAGUCUCAAAAACUGGAGAGCAAGCAUUCAAACUUAAGAGUCUAUGGGAGUUGUUCUCAUUGAAACCACCACAUAAGGUCUCCCUGUGUAGCUCUGACUGGCUACACAGUCACUGUGUGGGUUUGGUUCUCCAUAAACUCUUAAGGAGUUUGAAGCCUCCCAGGUACCCGGCUUCGGGUCUUUAUUUGAAGAUGUGCUGUUUGUGAAUGUCAGGCUUUACACUGUAGCUCAGGCUGGCCUCAAAUGCAGACAGAGCCUAGUAUUCAGACUCAGCCUUCCAGAUGCUGGCACUAUAGACAUCUCCACGCCUGGCCUCUCAAGACUGUCAUGAAUUCGAUUCCCUUGAGUAAUGCCAAUGUGUUUGGCAUGAAGGAGGAGGGGGAGGGGGAGCAGCAUGCUCUCUGCAUGCAUCCAGUUGACUCUCUGUGUCUUUGAGGUGCGGGUGGUGGCUGGCGUGAACAUUCUUGGCUUUACAUUAUCCUGUCUCCCUUCCCUUCCCUCCCCUCAAUGAGUUUCAAAUGUGCCCACCCUCCAAAAAGAAAGGCCUAAACAAACAAGCAACCAGAAGAAACCUUGGGUGGAAGCAGAGGCUCAGUGACUGGGAGUUGGCUGGGUGGAAGCUGAGUGACCAGGCUCUGCAGACCCAGCGGGAUCCCUGCCCUCCAGCACAACAGAGCUGGCUCAGGAGCUGACGUCAGGCUUUCCCUUGAGUACCCAGGGUAGGGUAUGGUGGUCCACUGAUGGGAGGGCCGGCUUGAAGGAUCACCUCAGGUGGGUUUUUAACCAGGCUGCAGCUCAUCUGCGUGCAAUCGUUCCUUUGCGAGUUUCCUUCAGAGAGGCUAGAACCACACUCUAAAGACAGUCCAGAGAGUAUAAUUUACCUUUCACCAAGACUUGCUUCUUUUAAAAUGUGCCCGGUGGGGAUGUGAAAACUUAGAAUUGAGUCAUGGUUGAUUCAGGCCUAUUGAUAGGGAGUGCCCUGAGGGUCAGGCCUGGGGCCCUGUGCAUGCUGAGCACAGGCACCACCUGAGGUGACUCCUGCUUCCGACUUUGACCUGUGGCCUCUAUCUUCAGCAAGUCUCAAAUGGCGAUGAGAGCAGUUUGUAAUUGGAAGACAUCUUCCUGCUCCAGAAAGUAGAUCAGCAGUUGGUUUUCAAGGCGGGAUUUCUCUGUGUAGCCCUGGCUAUCCUGGAACUCACUCUGUAGACCAGAGUGUCCUCAAACUCAGAGAUCCACUUGCUUUGCUGAGAUUGAAGAUGUGUGCCACCACACUCAGCUUGGGUUCUGAUGGUUUGAAGCUAGUUAUACACGCCACUUGUUUAGACAAAAGAAAUAUGAUGUGGAAAUGGCCUAUCUCCUCUUGUUGAUAAAACACCCCAGCUAGAAAAGGUGGUGACAGUGGAGCUAGGCUGGUGGCUGUAAUGCACUGCCGCCUCUCCCUGGAUCCCUAGGGUUUCCUUUGAUUUUUUUUUCCCCCUCAAAUUAAGCAGCUAACAGGAAGAACAUUUUUUUUUUUGUUUGUUUGUUGUUGGUUUUUUUUUUUUUUUUUUGUUUUUCGAGACAGGGUUUCUCUGUAUAGCCCUGGCUGUCCUGGAACUCAUUUUGUAAACCAGGCUGGCCUCGAACUCAGAAAUCCGCCUGCCUCUGCCUCCUGAGUGCUGGGACUAAAAGCGUGCACCAUCACGCCCAGCCUUAAGCUCCUUUUUCAAAGCAGGGUCUUUAUGAAGCCCAGGCUGACUGACCUUGAACUCAGGUCCUCCUGCCUCUAGGAUCAUAGCUGUGUGCCUCCAUAUCAGUUCCCCCACCCCCUUAUGUAUUGCCCGAACCAAGAAUGAAACCCAGGGUCUCGUAUGUGCAGGCAAGAGAUCUACCACUGAGUGCAUGUCCAAGCCCGAGAAAACGUCUUGUGCAAGUUAAAGGAUAACUAGGUAACUAGUCUUCUGGGUUGAGAAUUCGGAUGUAUGUUUACUUUCCACUCGUGUGAGCCAGUGGGCAGUCUAGAUAUUGCCCGGUCAGUGAUGAUUGGCCCUGUGAGAAAGUGUCCUUAGACAUUGUAUCAGUUGUGUGCCAGGCACUGGAGCACUCGUCCAGCCUGUCAGAAGAGCAGCAACACUGUGCAGAAGGUGAAAAAGUGGGUGCCAUGCCUGGAACCAGAGGUCUUUAUGUUCACACAAGCCUUGAAAGACUGAGUCAAGAAUAGUGGUGCACACCUGUAAUCCCACGCUCAGGACGCCGGCUGAGGCCGAGGCUCAUGAGUCUGAGGCCAGCCUGGGCAACAUGCAGAGAUUGUCUCAAGGGGAAAAAGAGGAAGAGUAAAAGAAGAUUUGAAAGUUGAGCUGAGCGGAGCCGCGUUGUCUGGUAGCUGGGCAGGUGGUGGUGUGGCCAGUGCACGCAGAGAUGAGGCGGAGUGGGGAGAGCGUUCCAUGCUGCAAGCAUUUCCUCCUGGCCGGAGACACUGGCAUUGGCAAGACUCAGUGGAAAAAGAUGGAGCCAGAGAGGAAAUAGACAGACGGUUGGAAAAAAAACUGAAGAUCACACAAAAAGAGAGCAGGAAAUCCAAAUCUCCUCCCAAAGUGCCCAUUGUGAUUCAAGACGAUAGCCUUCCCACGGGGCCCCCUCCACAGAUCCGCAUCCUCAAGAGGCCCACCAGCAACGGUGUGGUCAGCAGCCCCAACUCCACCAGCAGGCCAGCCCUUCCUGUCAAGUCCCUAGCACAGCGGGAGGCAGAGUAUGCAGAGGCUCGGAGACGGAUCCUAGGCAGUGCCAGCCCUGAAGAGGAGCAGGAGAAACCCAUCCUGGACAGGCCAACCAGGAUCUCCCAACCCGAAGACAGCAGGCAGCCCAGCAAUGUGAUCAGACAGCCGUUGGGUCCUGACGGGUCACAAGGCUUCAAACAGCGCAGAUAAAUGCAGGCAAGAAAGGACGCCGCUGCUGCCACCACCGCCUCCUGGAUGGUCUGCCAUGGGUCGCACUGCUGUGGCAGACGGCUGGACUUGAGCAGAGGGAAUAACCUGACUUACUUGCACUGUGAUCCCCCUUGCUCCGCCCACUGUGACCUUGAACCCCAUGCACUGUGACCUCUGCCUCCCCCCCUUCCCACUGUGAUUGGCAUGUUGACAAGGGCUGUCCCAAGUCAAUAGAAAGGGAAAGGGUGGGGACUAGGGGAGGAUUAGGGGAGCCUACCAAGGACUCAGAGUAGAAGGUCAGACAGUGCCACUUGGCCACUUGGGGUAAAGCCAGUGCCAGCAAUAACAGUUUAUCAUGCUCAUUAAUUUGGGAUUUCAAACCACAAAUGAGAACUUCCCCACCCACCCCAAGUGCAUGUCGCCAUCACUUAAAAGUUCCAUUGAAAAUAGCCUUUCUUUUUUUUUUUUUUCUUCCUAUUUUUGUUUGUUUAUACAAAUACCUGAUUUGCAAGAAAAAGUGCAUGGAAGAGGUUUCAGCAGUUUAAUGAAUUUUUAAUUGAGAAAGGGUAGUUUAGUAUUCACUUAAAAGAUGUUUCUAGGAAAUUUGCUAGGAACAUUAACCAAUAGGAGUUCGAUGAGCUUAGCUUCUGUAUUCCUACUGCCGCCCAGAAGAGAGGCCGGGCUCGGAAGUCCCCAGAGAUGAGCAUCUGUGCCUAAAUCGCCUUCCUCCAGCUAAGUCCCAGCUAAGUUGCCUAGAGAUAGCUCAGAGAGCCUGGGGGAGGGGCUGACCCCAUGUUAGUAUUGUGAGAGAUGGGGAAAGUGACAGGCUUCCCCUUCCCACACCCCUCAGGGUGGGCUGGCUCCCUACCAGCCAGGUUCGCUGCUUCUAAAGGAGGGCACAGAGUGACUCUGGGCUCAGAAAGGCAGUGAGGACACUUGUCCAGUGUUUGCUGUCGGCACAAGCCCAAGAGAGAGUCUGGCUCCAGAACUCCAGGCCUUUGCCUGGAGUGGUCAGAGUAGAGAGGCCUGUCCCUUCCAGCAAGACUGGAUGGAACACUUAAGGAUCUGAGGCCCUGGUUCAGAGACUGUACUGGAACGUUGCCUGGUGAAAUGAGUGGGACUGGAGCAGCCGGGGAAAGACAGAGUGUGCAUUGCAAAGGCAGAUGGCCAAAAGGUUCCUCGGAGGCCUCGGCUGCCCCUUCUCUCCCUGAGCAGAACAAGGCUGGCAUGAAGGCCAUCUCUGUCCCCGAGCCUGGAGGUUUGCUUUGGCUCUCGGUGGGAGAGGCUUGAGAGGGCGGCUGUGUCCCACUAGGUGCUCUCUGGCUUUGUGAUCUCUUCCAAUGCACUUGGCCUUACCCCUCGGCCAGCCUGACAGCCGACCAGCACUCUCCUGACCAGCACUCGGGUGUGGGAGUGGGAGUGGGCGGGGUGGGGUGGGAUUAGGGCAGCCAGGGAUCACACCGCCUUCGGUUCCUCUGGCUUGUGCGCUAUAGCAGUGGCCCGUAUCAUCUUCCCCUUAGGAAGAGGCUCUUCCCCAGCACAGCCCUAGAUCUGCCUGAAACCAGGGGCCAUCUGUGAGUGAGCCUCACAGAGCCUCAGCAGGAGGGCCGGCCACCCCCAGGGUAGGGAGGAACUUGGCUGCUAGCUCAGAGUCUAGGGCCCACCCACAGAGGCUAGUGGUUUUGGUUGGAGGACAGACUGCCCUUUCUUUGGAGAAGGGUGCAGAAACCCUGCUUGCCUGGUCCCCUCUAGUGGAAGCCAAGGGCGGGCGGCAUCUGCACGUCGAGAGCUCACAAGAGUGGCUCUCCCAUCUCAGUCUGGCCAAAGAAGGCCCCGCCCACAGUGCACCUGCCUCCCCACUCCCACCAGCAGUCAUGCCUUUGGCCUCCUAGGUGAGAGGUGGCCGGCACCACUGAAGAAGGAAAGGAAGAAAGGAAAACAGACUGGUGUUGGGGGAGGGGGUGUGGGAAACGGUUUGGAUUUUGUGUGUGUGUUUGUGGGGUUUAUUUUUGUGUGUGUGUGUUUCCAUUUUUUUGUAGUUGUCUAUAAAUCCAUAAGUGCUUUUUUUUUUUUUCCUUUUUUCUUCUUUCUGUCUUUAAGUAAGUUGCAGGCUUUGGCUUGGUAAUUCCCAGGGGGAUGAAGGGCAGGAACCUGAGGCUGCUGCCCCUUUGUCUGCCUUCAUGGUACUGCCCCUUCCCCCAGCUCUUCCUGGACCCCACGAGCCAGGCCUCGGCCCUUCCAGCUAACCGCUUCCCAUGAGCCACUACUCUGAUGUCAGCCUAUAACCAAAGGAGCUGGGGGUCCGGGUCUGGUGACCAGCCCUUCUCAGUCCCCUCAAUCAGGGUGCUCCCCACCUGCAGGCAGGAGGCAACACCCUAUCUGCUGCCAUCAGCCCCUUCCAGAGCCCACCUGUCCCCGCCCAGCCCUGUCCUGCCCUGCCAUACCCUGCUCUACCCCAUCUGGGGGUGCUGUGCUCAGGGAUGGGCCGGCAGGGCUGCAUCCAGUCUCCCUGGUAAGCAGAGACUCAAGAAAACCUCUAGGGUCCUGCUUCUGGUCAUAUGACCCCAGGGGGGUGACCCUUGGGCAUCUAUCUGUACAGAAGGGACUGGGAGGGAGGGCCACACCCUGCAGUCUCACUCUGCUGGUGUAGCGGGCAGCUCCUCACCCUAACCCCCACCGCGGGCUCCUGAGUCGGCAGAUUAAGCAUUUUAUAAAUUGUAUUUUAAAUACAUGUUUUAAACUUGUCA
This is a messenger RNA of Mus musculus (house mouse), 6170 nucleotides long. RefSeq names its product SUZ RNA binding domain containing 1 (gene Szrd1). The coding region runs from base 2941 to 3423 and encodes 160 amino acids. The transcript is spliced from 4 exons. The record is from RefSeq and is a predicted model, not a curated record. NCBI's taxonomy places the organism in Eukaryota, Metazoa, Chordata, Mammalia, Rodentia, Muridae.